Phytophthora nicotianae INRA-310 is the source of this 679-nucleotide messenger RNA. RefSeq names its product histone H4. The transcript has a single exon. The coding region runs from base 1 to 312 and encodes 103 amino acids. Gene Ontology annotation, molecular function: protein heterodimerization activity; DNA binding; structural constituent of chromatin. Gene Ontology annotation, cellular component: nucleosome. Gene Ontology annotation, biological process: nucleosome assembly. The record is from RefSeq and is a predicted model, not a curated record. NCBI's taxonomy places the organism in Eukaryota, Oomycota, Peronosporomycetes, Peronosporales, Peronosporaceae.
AUGUCUGGACGCGGCAAGGGCGGCAAGGGACUCGGCAAGGGCGGCGCUAAGCGUCACCGCAAGGUUCUUCGCGACAACAUCCAGGGCAUCACCAAGCCCGCUAUCCGUCGUCUCGCACGUCGUGGCGGUGUCAAGCGUAUCUCUGGCCUCAUCUACGAGGAGACCCGCGGUGUCCUCAAGGUGUUCCUCGAGAACGUCAUCCGCGACUCGGUCACCUACACGGAGCACGCUCGCCGUAAAACCGUGACGGCCAUGGACGUCGUGUACGCUCUUAAGCGUCAGGGCCGCACCCUGUACGGCUUCGGUGGAUAAGCGCUCUCCGCUUAGUGUUUCAGGUCGCCUCGGCAGCCUAAACAGCAACUUUACAGCACUGGCGGUUUUAUAGCAGCCUUUGUUGCGAGGGAUACUAUACCCUCACUCUUCAUCUGGUGUUUUUUAACACCACCCUUUUCAAAAGAAUCUGGUUCGUUCAAUAGUGUAGGGCAACUUUUCCAGUGUACGAUGUUUAAUGUGGCUGUCGUGCUUGGCGUUCUAGUUUGUUCGCUUUUGUCAUUGUUGUUGAAAAGAGACAUUGUAGUAGAGAUAAAAUACCACAACACUGAGGUAGAUCUUAGCUUGCAUGUUUCUCAUUGACCACUGGUGCAGGCUUGUACACCUAUCUUGUGUUCAAAACUCCAGC